AUGGCUCAAGCCAGCGCAGACUAUCUGGCUGCAGGAGCAAAUCGCCAUCCCUCUGCUGCAGAUUGGGAUACAGCAGGCCUCCUUGCGUAUGGUGCCGAUAGAAAUGUUGCGUUGUGGCAACCGCAGAACGAAACCUCAAGAGGUGUUCAUGAUCUUCUAGAUGGCCAUACAGACACAGUGAACGCCGUCAAAUUCGUCCCCGGAACUCCAGGCCUCCUCCUCAGCGGCUCCGUCGACAAAACCGUUAAAAUAUGGAGCAAUGACCAAUCCACGAAUCGCUAUUCAUGCAUCCAGACUCUCUCAGACCAUUCAAACUCCAUCAACUGCAUAGGAGUCUCAAGUCGUUCAUCCAAAAUCUUCGUCACGGGAGCAGCAGAUUUCACCGUCAAGGUCUGGUCUCUGGACGACGAGAAAGUCGCAUCACUGCGGCAAACCAUCAACAUCGCCCCGAAAUUCUUCCCACUGUCGUUGGCUUUGUGUAAUUUGGCCGAUUCACUGGAAUCGUAUGUGCUUGCUGUUGCUGGCACCAAAGAUAUCAUCCAGCUCUACGUCCGAGACGCGAAGAAUAGCCCAGAGUUCAAGCUUCAGGCUACCUUAGCCGGCCACGAAGGCUGGAUCAGGUCAUUGGAAUUUACCCAAGAGUCCUUCAACCCAAAGAGUGAUCUCAUCCUAGCCUCAGCAAGCCAGGAUAAGUACAUCCGGCUAUGGAGGAUCCAUCAAGGAACACAGUUGCCCGCCGCAGCAGCUAGUGCAGAUCCGUCUUUGGGAGCCUUCAUGCCCGGGAAAUCGCUUUCAAAUAAAGCGCAUCGCUUCAGAGCAGAUGACAUGGAUUUCUCGGCUACCUUCGAGGCACUUCUACUAGGGCACGAGGACUGGAUCUACAGCACGAAAUGGUUUGCUGUAGGGAAGAGUUUACAGCUUCUCUCAGCAUCGGCGGAUAACUCGCUAGCCAUUUGGGAGCCUGAUGAGACGACUGGUGUCUGGGUCACGGUUGCACGAAUGGGUGAGAUCAGUUCUGAGAAGGGAUCGACUACUGCUACUGGAAGUACCGGUGGUUUCUGGACAGGUCUAUGGUCCCCGUCAGGCAAAACUGUCGUGUGUCUCGGACGUACAGGCAGUUGGAGAUUGUGGAAUUACGAUUUGGGGAAAGAUAAAUGGGUUCAGAGUGUGGGAGUUAGCGGGCACACGCAGUCGGUCACUGGGAUUGCUUGGUCCAAGGAGGGCGAUUACCUGCUCUCUACAAGCUCCGAUCAGACUACAAGGCUCCACGCAAGAUGGAAGCGGGACGACAUCGUUUCAUGGCACGAGAUGGCAAGACCACAAAUCCAUGGCUACGAUCUCAACUGCAUCGACUCGCUAGGAGCCUCUCAGUUCAUCUCAGGCGCAGAGGAAAAGCUCCUCCGCGUCUUCAGCGAGCCCAAGGCUGUCGCAAACCUGCUUCACACCUUAUGCGGCUUCUCAAGCUCGCACGUGGAGGACAUGCCCGACGCAGCCAACAUGCCCGUCCUCGGCCUCUCCAACAAAGCCAUCGAAAAGGUCGCCGACGACCACGAAACUGGAAGCCCUCAAGACAAGAACGUAGACCCGGCCUCUAUCGUGCGCAAAUCCACCCUCAAACUGUCCCACCCACCCCUCGAAGACCAGCUAUCGCGCCAUACGCUGUGGCCCGAGAUCGAGAAGCUGUACGGCCACGGCUAUGAGAUCUCGGCCCUAGCAGCCAGCCACGACGGGUCGCUGGUAGCGACCGCGUGUAAGGCGACGUCUCUGGACCACGCUGUCAUCAGGAUCUUCGAGACUGAAAGCUGGCACGAGGUGAAGCCACCGUUGACGGCCCACACGCUGACCGUUGCGCGACUCAGGUUCUCGUCAGACGAUGCGAUACUUCUGAGUGUUGGCCGUGAUCGGCAGUGGGCCGUUUUCCAGCGGGAGGCAGAGGGUGAGAAGGAGGGGAAUGGGUAUAAGCUGCUGGAGGCGAAUCUGAAGGGCCAUUCAAGGAUGAUCCUAGAUGCGGCUUGGGCACCUAUGGGGGGGAGUGUUUUCGCAACAGCGGGCAGGGAUAAGCAGGUGAAGUUUUGGGCGCGGGAAGAAGCAAGUACCGGGGGGUAUGUGUGUAAGGCUACGAUUGCGGAGGAGCAUCCGGUGACUGCGGUGGAUUUUAUGGAUAGGUGUGUAGCUGAUGGCCGGGCAUAUCUCGCAGUUGGGACUGAGGUCGGGAGGGUCAGAAUAUACUGCCUGGAUGCCGAGAAGGCGUUUGAUGUGACUGAGCUGGGGGUGGAGUAUCCUAGUGCAUACCCAUAUCCUUCGAAGGCUAUCACCCAACUAGCCUGGAAGCCACAUAGUGGAGGGAACGCUGGGAGGAUUGAGAUGCAGCUUGCGGUGGCAAGCGAGGACAGUUCUUUGCGGAUCUAUUCCCUAGGCCUUCCCGAAGCUGCUGGUUCUGAAUAG
Molecule: messenger RNA, 2445 nt
Organism: Drepanopeziza brunnea f. sp. 'multigermtubi' MB_m1
Lineage: Eukaryota; Fungi; Ascomycota; Leotiomycetes; Helotiales; Drepanopezizaceae
Biological process (GO): tRNA wobble uridine modification
Cellular component (GO): elongator holoenzyme complex
Molecular function (GO): protein binding
Source: RefSeq, a predicted model, not a curated record